GCCGGCGUGUUGUUAUACAUCUUCAGUGUACCAAACCCAGAAAAUUGGGCAGAUUUUCAUAGACAUCUUCAGGAUACCUACUUGGGCUGAUUUCGUUGCGGUGCUGCUUGUUUUGUGAAGGACAUGGCUAUUGAUACAAACGAGGCAUUCCUCUUGAUCUUGGUUCUGCUUCUACUCUUCAGAGAAUGCUUCACCGUUGUAGAUGAUACCCUUUCGAUGGGUGAGUCACUCUCAGCGUUGACUGUCGACAGGCUAUCAUCUCAAAAUGACAAAUUUGAACUCGGAUAUUUCAAACGAGGUACUUCUUCAAAAAUCUACCUGGGGAUUUGGUACAAAGGGAUAGAAGACAAGAGGAUUGUUUGGGUAGCAAACAGAGAAAACCAUUUGUCUGACCAAUAUACUGCAAGACUCGAAUUCUCAAAUGACGGCAAUCUUGUCCUUCUGCAAGCUUCCUCCAAGAUACCAUUUUGGUCAACAAAUUUGACGCAUCUCCCGUCAAAUUCAAUUGAAGCAGCACUUCUUGAUGAUGGAAAUUUUGUUUUAAGAGACAGAUCAAACCUUUCUAUAUUAUGGGAGAGUUUCAAUCAUCCAACUGAUACAUGGCUGCCAGGUGUAAAAGUAGGAACGAAUCAGCUUAUUUCAUGGAAAAAUUCAGAAGAUCCAUCACCGGGUGUGUUCUCGUUCGGUCUAGACCCAAAUGGAGUCGUUCAAUUUAUCUUAGAGUGGAACAACUCCCAUGUUUAUUGGAGCAGUGAAGUCUUCAACAAUUCAUAUUUGUUCUGCAAAAUUAACAUAAAUUUGGAAAAUGAAACCUACAUUAAUUGUCCUAAUCUUAUUCUUUCGAUUAGUUCUAUCGGACAGAUCAUGGGAAUUGGGUUGCAGUUGGGGAACGAGUCGUGGACUCAACCGAGAUCACUAUCAAAUGUCUAUGCAUUGUGUGGUGCAUUUGGUAUUUAUAACAAUAACUCAUCUAACCCUUGUGAUUGUCCGAAAGGGUUUGAACCAUUUUCAGAUACCGAGACCAGACUAAACGAUUGGUCAGGUGGUUGUCUGAGGAAACACCCUUUGCAAUGUGAAAACCGUAUUGGCCAAAAAGAUUGGUUCCUGAAAAUAUCAAACGCGAUAUUGCCUGUUAACUCGAAAGCAUAUUCGCAACUAAGUGCUAGGAGAUCAUGCAAGAAAUGGGAAGUAUGGGUGAUUGUGGCCUUGCCGAUCCUUGUAAUCGUGCUAAUCUUAUGCCUCUCAGUUGGUUUCUCAAGCAAGGGAAAGCUCAAAUGCAAAGGAGAUGUGGCUUCAAGCUAUGAUCUACUGUUAUUUGAUUUUAGUACUGAACUUCAUGCAAUCAAUGAUAAAACAAACACAAAAGAUAAUGCUACAAAAAGUGGAAAGAAAGAUGUUGAGUUACCGCAAUUUAGUUAUGAGAGUGUAUCAGCUGCAACCAAUAAUUUCUCAAAUGCCAAUAAGCUUGGAGAAGGAGGGUUUGGACCUGUUUACAAGGGGAAGUCACUUAAUGGGCAAGAAAUUGCAGUUAAAAUUCUUUCAAAAAGCUCUACACAAGGGCUUGACGAAUUCAUGAAUGAGACAACACUAAUCGCAAAGCUCCAGCACGGAAACCUAGUCAGACUCUUGGGUUCCUGUAUGGAAGGAGAUAAAAAAAUUCUAAUAUACGAGUACAUGCCGAACAAAAGUUUGGAUUUCUACCUUUUUGAUCCAACCAAGAAAACGAUGCUAGAUUGGGAGACACGCAUACACAUUAUUAAUGGGAUUGCUCAAGGACUGCUUUAUCUUCAUCAGUAUUCAAGGUUAAGAAUCAUACAUAGAGAUAUGAAGCCCAGUAACAUUCUCUUGGAUGGUGAAAUGAACCCGAAAAUAUCAGAUUUUGGCAUGGCUCGAAUAGUUGGGGAUAACGAAGCACAAGCAAAUACAAACAAAGUUGUUGGAACUUAUGGCUACAUGUCGCCCGAAUAUGUUAUGGAGGGUCUAUACUCGAUAAAGUCUGAUGUGUUUAGCUUUGGAGUAUUGCUACUAGAGAUUGUGAGUGGCGAGAAGAAUACAGGCUUCUAUAACAGAGAGUCACUCAACCUUCUUAGCCAUGCUUGGGAGUUGUGGAAAGAUGAACAAAGUUUGGAGUUGAUGGAUUCAAUGAUAGGGCGUCCUUCUUGCGAGUCUACCAUAGUGAGAUUAAUUAACAUCGGGCUACUUUGCGUUGAAGAAUCCCCAUCUGAUCGACCUACCAUGUUUGAUGUGGUUUCAAUGAUGAGCAAUGAACAUGCACAUCUACCUAUACCGAACCAACCUGCCUUUACAACAUGUCGGAAUUUAAUGCACUCGAAUCCAAAAAUUAAUUGUGCAGAAAAUUGCUCAAUAAAUAGUGUAACUAUUUCAGUGAUGGAAGCUAGAUGAGUCUACUCUUUUGCUUAACAGAAUUUUUUUGUCUAUUUUUUUUUUUUCAAGAGCUAUUGUUUUUAUUUAAAAUUUAUGAUCAUUGUUCUGUUACGUACUGAUUAACGACCCUCAUCCUAUUAAACCCCAACUUUUGUUU
Juglans microcarpa x Juglans regia is the source of this 2542-nucleotide messenger RNA. RefSeq names its product receptor-like serine/threonine-protein kinase SD1-7. Bases 124 to 2403 code for a protein of 759 amino acids. Lineage: Eukaryota; Viridiplantae; Streptophyta; Magnoliopsida; Fagales; Juglandaceae. The record is from RefSeq and is a predicted model, not a curated record. The transcript has 8 exons. Gene Ontology annotation, molecular function: ATP binding; protein serine/threonine kinase activity. Gene Ontology annotation, biological process: recognition of pollen; protein phosphorylation.